Molecule: messenger RNA, 3625 nt
Organism: Mesocricetus auratus (golden hamster)
Lineage: Eukaryota; Metazoa; Chordata; Mammalia; Rodentia; Cricetidae
Product: RING finger protein 223
Exons: 6
Coding region: 2198-3325 (375 amino acids)
Biological process (GO): protein ubiquitination
Molecular function (GO): ubiquitin protein ligase activity
Source: RefSeq, a predicted model, not a curated record
AGUCCAAGGUUAAGUUCCCAGCACCCACAUGGUGCCUACAGUCUUCUGUAACUCCAGUUCCAGGGAAUCUGGCAUCCUCUGGCCUUCUGCAGGUACCAGUCAUCCAUGAGUAGAUUAGGCUAUUCUCAAACUCAGAAAUCCACCUACCCCUGCCUCCAGAAUGGGAUUAAAGGCCUGUACUACCACUCCUGGUACUUUCAUUUUUAAUUUUUGUGGGUUCACUGAAUUCAGUUACUGCUGUCUGUUGGAAUGUUAACUGAUCUUGUUGUUGGCUUGCUCUUGUGCAAGUAGCCAUAAUCUCAGUAAGUUCACAUUGCAAUAGUUAUAUCAUGUCCAGAAGACAGCAGUUUACAACAUUAUUCUUCAUCCUCCAGCUUUUAAAUUCUUUCUGUCCUCUCUUCCACAAUCUUACCUGAGCCUUGGGUAAGGGAGGGUUGGAGUAGACAUCCUGUUAGGGCUGAGCAUGCUUAUCCUCAGUUCUUCAACCACCAGCUAAAUUAUUUAUGUAUUUAUUGAGAUAGAAUCUCACUGUGUAGACCAGGCUAGUCUUGAACUCACAGAAAUCUUCUUGCCUCUGCCUCCCAAAUAUUAGGAUUAAAGGUGUGAACCACUACACCUGGCCUAGAUUACCUUUUAAGGGAGAAUAUAAUAGUAUAUGACAUUUUAACCUUUGGCAUAUGUCAGUGUGCUAUGUCACUGCCCAGGGCCAGAUGUAUUUUAUCCUUUUGACCUGGAUGCCUGAGGAGGGACAGUUAAGAUAUUUUCCUUUCUAGUGUUACCAGGGAAAUGGGAGGUGGCUACUAAGCAACCUUGAGGGAAGGGUGCAGCUGGACUUUUCUUUGGGAUACCAGCUUACAAAUAAAGAUACAGACUUAAUUUUGAAAAGUUUGGCCUAUAGCUUAUACUUGUUUAUAACUAGUUCUUAUAGCUUAAGUUAACCUAUUUCUAUUCAACUACAUCCUGCCACAUGGUUUGUGGCUGUUACCUCUCAUCCUACACAUCUUCUUUCCUGUGCAUCAGGCUGGCAACUCUGCCUUUCUUCUUCCCAGAGUCCUCUCUGUCCCUGGAAGUUACAUCUAACCUCUUCCUGCCUAUCUGUAGGCCAUUCAGCUCUUUAUUAAACCAAUCAGAAUGCACCUUGGCAAUGACACAUCUUUACAGUAUAAACAAAUAUUCCACAAUAGAGUGGUCUAUCCUCAGUGGCCUCCAAGACUAUUAGUCCUUGUGUAACUACCUAAUGAUGGGAAUCUAUCUCAAAAUAAAAUCAGUUUGAAAGUUAUCGUGUGCCACAUAAAGAGUUUGAGGGCAACCUGAAAUACAUAAGACCACACACACACAUACACACACACACACACACACACACAGUGCUAGGUGUGAUAAAUAAACAAAUGCUUGUAAUUCUACCACUCGGGAGGCAGAGGCGGGAGUUGAAGUUGAAGGCCAACCUGGUCUAUAUAGCCUGAACUUCAUAGAGACCUAAUUCAGAAAACAAAAAGGUGCUGGGGAGAUAGCUCAGGUAAAAGUGCCUGCAGAGCAAGCAUAAGAAUUUGAGUUUGUAUCCACAGCACCCACAUAAAUGUGAGAAAGGGAGACAGGUGGAUUCUUGAGCUGAAUCAGUGAGCUCCAGGCUCAAUGAAAGAGCCUGUCUCAAAAAAUACAGUGGAUGGCGACUGGUCAAAUGGUUUAAGUGCCUGUGUAAGCAUGAGAACCUGCGCCCUUGUAAAAACCAGGUGAUGUGACAUGUAACUCUAAUCCCAGUUUGUGUGGGUAAAGGGAAACAGGCAGAUCUCAGGGACUUGCUGGCCAUCCGGCAAAAGUGAUGAGGAUUCACUGAAAGUGCCUGUGAAAAAAUACAGUGGAGGGCCUUGUAUGGUGGCACACCUUUAAACCAGCACUUGGGAAGCAGUGGCAGGAGGAGCUCUGUAAGUUUGAGGCCAACUGGUAUACAUAGCUAGUUCCAGGACAGCCAGAACUACAUCGAGAGACCCUGUUUCAAAAGCAAAAAUGGUGAAGAGUGAUAGAGGAGACACCUGUCAUCCAUCUCUGUAUGUGUACCAUGGAGAGUCUACCUAGAAGUGAAGCUCAGGCUACUGUUGUACCAGAACUGGAGAUGCCCAGCUUGCCUGCUAUUUCAGUGCUGCAGUGGCCUCUGCUAAGUAAAAAGUCUUCAUAGAGAUCUCCCUGUCAGCUCCCCAGCAUGGCACUGCAGUACCUCAUGCUCCUGACUGGCCUCCUGAUGGGAGGCACAAGCAAGUCCACAGAAAGCAAGGCCCAGCAACGUGAGUGUUGUAUGGAUGUGGCAGACUUCAAUGCUACCUGCCCAGGCACAGGCCUAUGUGGCCCAGAAGAGGCGCGCCAGCUAGACCGGUACCACAAGAAGGCUGUUGACUACUGGCCUGAGGAGGAACACCUGCCAGGUGGAGCAGAAGCUUGGCUGGACCUGGAGAGGGGGAGCCAAGCUCUGCUAGAGCUGGUCAGCCUAGAAACACAGAGCUCUGCUGUGGCUGGUGAAGAGGAUCAUGCCCAGGAACUGCUGACUCCCAGCUACCAGCUCAGAAUCAUGUCAUCAAGCCAGCGGGUGUGGCAGACAGCUAUGCCACCCCAUCGCCAGAGCAGUUCCACAGCCACAGUGCCCAGGUCUCCUGGCUCAGUUGGCAGCCCCAGAUCCCCUAAUACUCCUGGCUCAGAGAAGGUGGCCUCUCCACUGGAGUGUUCCAUCUGUUUCUCAGGCUAUGACAACAUCUUCAAGACGCCCAAGGAGCUCUCCUGUACUCAUGUCUUCUGCCUUGAGUGUUUGGCUAGGCUGGCAGCUGCCCAGCCUGCAGGCCGUCCUGGCAGAGAAGCUGUGCCCUGCCCAUUCUGCCGGCAGCCUACAACUGUACCUGCUGCCGGAGCUCCUGCACUGCGCACCAGUCGUCAGCUACAGGCCAAGAUGCCAGUGCACCUACAGAAGGAGGAGCCUGUGUGGCUUGAGGGCACCAAACUGUGUUGCCGCCCCUUGCCCACCACUUCUGGUCAAGAGGCCAGUGACUUUGUGUGUGUGGAUGUAGGCCUGAGAAAACCAGCUGAGCCCACCCUACCUGCACCUGUCCAGGACCCUGAACCCAGCCAAAGCUAUCUGGCCCGCUGUUGGGCGCGAUUUGGAGACUGGCGUCGUGUAGCACUGGUGUCUGUGCUGUUGCUGAUGCUAUUUUGUGUGGUACUCUGGCCUGUGCAGUGUGCACUCAAAACUGGAAAUCUGCGCUGCAUUAACCGGCCACCUGUAGCCACUGCCACUGUCAAUCCCAUUACCAAUGCCCUCUUUCUUGGAACUCUAGCCAACUAGGGUCAACACUUGGGCCAGGCCAGCUAUCCCACUUGCUCCAUGGAUGGAUCCUGACCUACACAGGUCAAGAACACAGCUUUGGAAGUUUGUUCCCCAGAACCAAGGACACAUAUGUGACCCUCACUCUCUAGGGCUAGGUGCCAAUGGGGACAAAAGGGUCUUCAAAACCUCUAAGAAGGCCGGGCGUUGGUGGCGGACACCUUUAAUCCCAGCACUCGGGAGGCAGAGGCAGGCGGAUCUCUGUGAGUUCAAGGCCAGCUUGGUCUACAGAGCGAGUUCCAGGACAGCCUCCAAAACAAU